AUGAAUGAGGAUGAAAACGAAGAAGAAUUUUUUCUUAACAUUUUCCGAGGGGGGCCAGGUAAACAUUUUUUUUCAGAAAAUGAGAAUUUUUUUUUAGAAACCAAUACACUUGAAAAUAAUAUAAGAAAUGAGUUUUUAAAAAAUAUAGAGAACCCUUGUUUUUUAUCUAAACUAUGUGAAUUAAAAUAUAAAUUUUUAUAUGAUUUUUGUGUUAUAAAAAAAAAAGAAAUUCAAAAUAAAAUAUGGAAAGAUAUAGAAAAUGUUGUUAAUAAUUUAUGUGAUGAAGAUGCUAUUAAUGUGUAUAAAAAUUUAAUUAAACCCUCCAAAAAAAAUGAUGAAAAUAUAUUUUUGGGUUAUAUAGAUAUACACAAUAAUAAUGGAAAAACAACUAAAGAUGAAUUUGAUUCAAAAUAUUUAAUAAGAGACAUAAAAAAUAAUAUGAGAUCAAAUUUACCUCAAAAUGUAGAUUUAGAAAAUAUAUUAUGGAAUAAAAUAAAUUUAAAUAAAUAUAAAAAAUUUAAAGAAAUAAAUAAAAAUAUUAAUAUAUUAUGGGAUAUAUAUAUAAAUUAUAAUUUUUUAAAUUUAUAUAAAUGUAAAAAUAAAGAAAUUGUAAAAGAUAUAUUAAUAAGUCUAAUAAAAAAAGAUAACCAUUUAAUUAAUACUAUUCUAGGAAAUAAUAAAAUUAAAUUGUCUAACAUUUUAAAUAUAUAUAAAAGAGAUAAAAUUGAAAAUACCCAAAUUAAAAUACCAAUUCUAAAUACUGAACCAGAUGCACACAAUGAAAAUAACUCUGAAUCACCUUUUCAUUUAGAUGCUGAUUCAGUUGUUGAACAAACUCAUGACAUAGUAAAAGAUAAUUUAAAUAAUAUAAAAACUGGUCAAAGCGGCCAGCCAAACGGGCAGUCAAACGGUCAGUCAAACGGUCAACCAAACGGCCAGUCAAACAGCCAGUCAAACGACCAGACAAAAUUACAAGAAUCGAAAGAUGGUUCAAUUAAAAAUAUGGGUUCUUUAUUUUCCCCAACAUAUAAUUCAAAUAUAAUUUUAAAAACAAAAAAAGAUAUUUUAAAAAAAAUAAAAUCAAUGAAAAACGAAACAGAAAAUGAAAAUAAUAUAAUACAUGAAUUAUUAUUAUAUUCUAUUAAAGGAGAAUUACAAAUAAAAGUAAAAAAUAUUGUUAAACUUCAUCAGGUCGGGCAAGGUGCAUAUGGUGAUGUAUGGAUGGCUGAAGAUAUAGAAAAUAAUAAAAGAAUUGCUUUAAAAAAAUUAAAGCUAAAUGGAAAUAAAGAAGGACUAGCUAAAACAUACAUAAGAGAGAUAUCUAUACUCAAUUCAUUACAACAUAAAAAUGUUGUUGAACUUAUUGGCGUUAUUCGUACAAAUUUGAUUCCAGAAGAAAAUAAAACACAUAAUAUUUUAUACAAUUUUGAAAAUAAAAAUCAACUUUUAAAUUAUCAAAAUGUAAAAGAUAAACCCAUUGAUUCGUAUAUGAUGCCAACUUCAGUUUUAAAAAAGAAGUUAGCCAACGAUAGGCCCGUUUCUCAAAAUAGGCAAAGUAGCGAAAGUAGCGAAAGUAGCGAACGUAGCGAAAGUAGUGAUAGCAGCGAAAGUAGUGACGGCAUUUCUUGUGAUAGCGAUUCUCAUUUGUGUGAUAAGAAUGCAAUGGAGAAAAAAGUGAAUGCAUGUGGUUCUAUUUGGAUGGUCUUUGAAUACGUCCCGUUUGAUUUAUCUGGAUAUAGUGAGCUGCUUCGAGAAGAACGUCAGCAAAAAGAUAGAUAUAAAAAUAUGAAUUUAUUUACAAUAGGUGAAAUAAAAAAUAUAAUGAUACAGUUAUUCCAAGCACUAGAAUAUUGUCAUAAAAAUAAUGUAAUACAUAGAGAUAUAAAAAUAGCAAAUUUAUUAAUGGAUGCAAAUGGUAUAUUAAAAUUAGCUGAUUUUGGAUUAGCUAGAUUUCAUAUAGAUAGUUUUGCAUCUAACAUGACAAACAGAGUUAUUACUUUAUGGUAUAGACCACCAGAAUUAUUAUUAGGUUCAGAAAAUUAUUCAGCAAGUGUAGAUAUGUGGAGUUGUGGAUGUGUUCUAGGAGAGUUAUUAACAAGUAAUCCUUUAUUUACUGCUGAUAAUGAAUCAGAUAUUUUAAAAGUUAUAGUAAAUAAAAUAGGGUUACCCAAUAAUAAUGAUUAUAAAAUUUUGAAAAGAUUACCAUUAUGGAAUAAAAUAAAAUUUAAUCCAAUACAUCCAAGUAAUAUCAAUAAUUUAAAUCAAACUAAAAAAAUAGAAACAGAAAAUAUUAUAAAAAAUUUAAAUGGUGUUGGAGAAAUCGGAUUAGAUCUUUUCAAAAAACUCUUAAAAUGGGAUCCUUUAGAAAGAAUAUCAGCACAUGAUGCUUUAAGCCAUCCAUGGUUUAGAACCCAUCCUUUACCUGAACCUAUUCAACAAAGAUGUAACAUUAAAGCUGCUCAUAGUUUUAUGACAAAAAGUUAUAAAAAAAGAGAUGCUCCAAAAGUUAAUUUAAAAAAAAAAAUACAAGAAAAUUUUAGAUUUAUGAAUGUUGGAAAAUAUAGAAAAAUGUAUUUUAUGAAUAAGUAUAGCGGCAACAUUCCUCAACAGUUGGCUUCUCAGCUAGCCCAUUCUCUUCCGCCAGAUACCGAACCCCAAGGAAUAAAAAACAAAUACGCUUCAAACGAAGUUGAACCCAAAAUUGGAAAAGAAACCAAAACUGGAAAAGAAAACAAAAUAGAUAAUAUAACUCGGAUACAGGAGAAUAUCCAAACAGAUCAAGCCAAUGCUAAAAUAUUGCCUAAUUCUGCAGACUAUUUUGAAAAAAAAAAUAUAAAAAAAAAUAAUAACAUUCCAGAUACAGAAAUAAUUAGUAAAGAAGAUGGAUGUGGAUACAGCAAAUAUGAUAAAAGUUCACAAAAUGAAUAUGAAAAUAAAUAUAAAAAUAUAGAUAAGCAAAAUAAAUAUAUGAAUAAAUAUCAAAAUGAUAACAAAAAAUAUUAUAAUGAACCAGAAAAGAAAAAGCCAUCUGAUGAUUAUAGACCUGGCUAUGAAUCUAAUAGCCAAUGGGGGAAAGGAAGUUACAUAAUUAAAGACAGACGAAGUAGGGAAAGGCGAAGCAGAGAAAGGCGAAGUAGAGAAAGGCGAAGUAGAGAAAGGCGAAGUAGAGAAAGGAGAAGUAGAGACUGCCGAAGCAGAAACAGACGAAGCAGAGAACGAAGAAGCAGGGACAGACGAAGCAGAGACAGAAGCAGGAACAGAAGCAGAGACAGAAGCAGAGAACGACGAAGUAGAGACAGUCGGAGUAGGGAAAGGAACUGGUAUAGAAAAGAAUAUUGGAAGAGAGAUGGAUAUAAAAAGGAUUAUCGAGAUAGAGACAGAAAUAAAUAUGACGGAAGAUAUGGAGAGAGAUAUGGGGAAAGAUAUGAUGAAAGAUAUGGAGAAAGAUAUGAUGAAAGAUAUGGAGAAAAAUAUGGAGAGAGAUAUGAUGGAAGACAUGAUGGAAGACAUGAUGGAAGACAUGAUGGAAGACAUGAGAGAAGACAUGACGGAAGAUAUGAUGAAAAAUAUGAUGGAAAACAUGACGGAAAACAUGACGGAAGAUAUGAUGAAAAAUAUGGAGAUCGAUAUCGAAGUGAAAAUAAAGAAAAAGAUAAAUGGAGAGGGAAAAAAAGAGAGUAUGAAAAAGAAGAUGAAUUAAAUAAGCCAGGAGAAUUAAAAAAGGAAAUAAAAGAAGAAAAAAAAAAAAAACAAAAAUUAAAUUCAGAAAAUAUCAAAGAUGAAAAAAAAUAA
Molecule: messenger RNA, 3792 nt
Organism: Plasmodium yoelii
Lineage: Eukaryota; Apicomplexa; Aconoidasida; Haemosporida; Plasmodiidae
Product: cdc2-related protein kinase 3
Exons: 2
Coding region: 1-3792 (1263 amino acids)
Biological process (GO): positive regulation of transcription elongation by RNA polymerase II; protein phosphorylation
Cellular component (GO): cyclin-dependent protein kinase holoenzyme complex; nucleus
Molecular function (GO): RNA polymerase II CTD heptapeptide repeat kinase activity; cyclin-dependent protein serine/threonine kinase activity; ATP binding
Source: RefSeq, a predicted model, not a curated record